Molecule: messenger RNA, 6002 nt
Organism: Cylas formicarius (sweet potato weevil)
Lineage: Eukaryota; Metazoa; Arthropoda; Insecta; Coleoptera; Brentidae
Product: rho guanine nucleotide exchange factor 17-like
Exons: 12
Coding region: 224-4771 (1515 amino acids)
Biological process (GO): actin cytoskeleton organization
Molecular function (GO): guanyl-nucleotide exchange factor activity; protein binding
Source: RefSeq, a predicted model, not a curated record
ACCGAGUGGUCGGCAAGCCAAGAAUCAAGUCGCCGUCAACAUAAACCGUCGGACAAUCCAAACCGUUUAGUAGGCGUUGCAUUCGGUUUACCUGAGGUUUCGAUUCAAAAACGCGUCGCGAUUUGUUGCGAAAAAGCCUCGAGUCGAUUAAACGACAUCACGAAAAUCUGAAAGGUGGGUACAAUGACCGUUGACCCCGUAAGGGGUCAACCUCUAAUUCGGCAUGUCCAACUGGCACGGGGACUAUCUGAGACAGUGUCAGGCCUGUCCUAAUACCUGCAUCCACGGCGACUCUUAUAAAAGAUCGAUGGCGGUAAGCAGUCCGCUACGUUACGGCAUGCGAAAGGGGGCGGUAAGUCCGCCGCCGCCCGGAGCGGGUCCGCGGUACCGUUCGCAGUGUUGUUGGUUGCCUACAUCGGCGUGCGGCGGCGGCGUCGACGGAACCGUCCACGACUUCGUCAUGGGCCGCGAUUUCACAGCAACGUUAUCCCGUCUCCCGAAAGCGGCACCUAUUAAUAGCGUGGAUAUAAUUAGUUGCGCAAAUAGGACGGAGGAUGUUGUCGCUACGUCAGACCAGACGUCGAACGUUUCAGUACGCGAUCAUGUUCUUUACCCUGGAACGUGCCUGUUGAAGAAACGUUGCGUUCUAGCCAGGCCUCCGGUGUGUGCCCGUUUAGCCGAAUACGGUGAAGGCAACGGUAUCAAGGAGGACCAUAUCAUCCUGGACCGGCUCCCCAGGUUCCGCUUCGGCGGAAACCGCGCGGAAAAACGAGGCAACGACAAAUUUCGGGAGCUGAGCGAACGUUUGAAACGGGGAACGGUACCGGUACCGCCUCCGAGGACCAGACAUUCGAAAACGACGCCCCCUAUAUCGCCGUCCGCUUCGCAAGAUGAAUCGACGCCCGUCAAAUGCGACGUUAGGGUGGUACCGUUGAGGAGUGCGUCGUUUUCCCAAGUCGAUUAUUGUCCGGACGAUAAUAAAUACAUCAGGAGGAAAUCGGACGAGAAUGAACAAGCCAGCCCGACGACGAACACAUUGCCUCGACCGAAAAACGUAGGCCGAUCGGCGGCAGUUCCGAGUAAACAAGACGCGUUUACGUCAACGCGGCCGGAGUCAAAUGUAGACGACGUCAGAGAAACGAACGCGGACAUACCGGAGGUUCAGAUCACACCGGAAAGUCCGGAAAAAACGACGGUACGGACGCAGAACAAUACGAAUUGUAGCCAAGACAGGCGACGCGACAAAUCGAGAAGAAGGAAAGGGAUAUACUUAUCCCAGUGGCCUGCCGAGUACCAUUCGGGCGACGACGAUGUCAUCCUCAAUAAAUACGAAGAAGAGGACGCCGUUUGCGGUUGCGAUGAAACGGACAAGGUAAUUCAGGAGACUCUGUUAGAAAGCGGAACCAAAGGCUGCAGUAGUCCGCCGGAAGAACCGUUAAGCCCUGACGAGGGCAGCAUUUGCCUCGAAUGGCCGUCAGUUUACACCAAAAAGUUCCUCUCGCAGUGCCCGGAGGAGAAGGAUUCGUUUAAAAUCUCGGUUUCCAGAAGCGACAGCAUAUUGCGUUCCGAUUCUUUAUCGGAAGGUGAACCGGAACUGAGCGAACGAAGAUCUGAUCAGAUUUCUUUCGUACCGUCCGACUUAUCCGAUUGCGAAGGUAGAUCAAGCACCAACAUCGAAACUACCAGUCCGCCGAUCCCUCGAAGGUAUUCCAAGAGACCCUUGAGGGGACCGUACGGCCAAAUGUUGGAAGCCGAGAUGAAAAAACCCGAUUGCAAAAAGAACGUUAGCAACGAUUUGAAGUUUUUAGACGAUUUGUCGUCGGGUUCGGUUAACGCGGGUAAAUCCAAACAGACGCGAUAUCGUAGUUCUUGCAACAGCUCUAUCGACGACACUUCGCCGGUUAAAAGCCAACAGAAUACUCCUAAACAGCAACAGGCGGCCAAUAAACGCAAAGUUAGUGCGGAUAGUUUAAUCGUAGAACCUGCCGAUCAAAAAUUAGUGCCGAAUCAUCAGAGGACAACUUCGAGUCCUUCAAAACUAGAGGGACUGACGAAGACGGAAGUGACGAGUGAGUUAUUGGAACAACUUUUGCGAGGAAGUUCCGAGGAACUGAUCUCUAAGAAGACGGGGCAACAACAGCAGGACGAUACAAGAACUCAUGUGCUAAUCGAGCUGUACGACAAUGAAAGAAGCUACGUCGAGUCAUUAGAGAUAAUCGCGACGAAUUAUUGGGAACCGCUCAAAAAGCCCGAAAAUUCUUUCCUGCUAGAAUCUAACUUGGUGGAAGAAAUUUUUUCGCAAAUACCUUUUCUAUUAAAUCAUCACAAAAACUUUCUGAUGCAACUGAAAAGUAGGCUCGAGCACUGGGACAGCAGGCAAAUCAUCGGAGAUGUAUUUUUGGAAAUGUUUUCACAAUCCGAAGUAAUCGACAACUACACCACCUACGUGAACAAUUGGAAACGUUCCAGAGACAUCAUCAAAAGCGCUCAACAGUCCAAGCCAGCAUUCGGCAGAUUUCUUGAGGCUACGGCGAGGCAACACAUUAGGAAGUUGGCGCUAGAUUCUUUGCUAAUUAAACCGAUUCAAAAAUUUCCCAAAUACGAACUUUUACUUCAAAGACUGAUCAAACAUACGAACGAAACUCAUCCGGACUACAAGUUACUUUUAGAGGCCCAGAAGCAGGUGCACGAGCAGUUGUUAAAAAUCAAUUGCACUGAGAAAGAAGCUUUAGAUAUGGAAAGACUUCGGGAACUCGAGAGUCUUAUCGAAGGAGUUUUGGAUCUGGUGGCACCGGACAGACAAUACAUCAGACACGAUAUGGUGAUCAUGUCUCACGGUGGCGGACCUAGGAAAGAAAGGGCCGUGUUCCUAUUUACCGACUUGCUAUUAAUCGCGGGCAUCAAAAGACGCAGCGGCCCGAUAAACAAAAAAAACAACACCGUCCCCAACAACUCCAACAGUUUGGAGGGCAACAAAUAUAAACUAAUGAUGAAAGUGCUGCUCGAAGACGUGGAAAUUAUUCGCUCGAAAGACGACAAUUUGAAACAAAUUCAGAUUAUAAUGGAUGAUCUCAACGAGGACAUAUCGGUUCUAAAUCAAAUUACGGAACUUAGUUGGACGUUGCAUUGUUCCCACGCGCAGCUGGACGAGCUGGUCAAAGAGAUGCUGGGGAAUUUGAAUAAACGACUUCACGAACAACAGAAUAGCGAUGUACAAUUAUCCGUUCUGGAUCUCACAGUAUUAACUCAAAACGGCAUCGAAAAUAUAUCGAUAGUGUUCCCAAAAGCGGAAAUUAGAACAUCGUGGGAAGAAACACUCCUGGACGCGAAAACUAAAUUGUUAUUGACCGGCGAUAGACGACCGACUCCGGAAAUGAUGGCUACGGUACCGAUUCGCAAAACCAGGGCCGGAUUGCAAUUCACUUGUGCUGCUCCGACUUUGAGUGAAAAUGGCCGAGACGUAUGGGUGUGUAAUAGCGACGGUUACGUAGGACAAGUCUGCGUUUUGACAUUAAACGAAAAGCCGGAACCGACAGUCACUUCCUGCAACGGAGUCUGCAAUACCAGGAUACUUUGCAUAGCGUCCGUUCCAGGACCGGGUUUGGGCAACAGGUUAAAUCCGUUUUCGUCCAUCAAAAAUCGCGACAAACUCCAGCAACAAAAAGCAAUGCAGUUCGAUAGUAGCUCAUCUAGCGACGACGAUGAUAAUUACGAAGAAGAAACUCAUAAACAUGCCGAUCGAUCGGAAUCGAGCAGCAUCCAUAUGGAAGAAUAUGACAAGCUGUCGACGAUGUGGUUGGGCACAGAAGAUGGAUGCAUCCACAUUUUUAAUUCGAAUGACAAUAUUCGCAUCAAAAAAAACAAAAUCAAACUUCAACUAGGCGGGUCCGUACUGAGCUUGAUAUAUUUGGACAAUCGGGUAUUUGCCUCUCUUGGGAAUGGAUACAUAUCAAUUUUCGACAGAGAUAGCAAAGGCGGUUGGAAUACAAACUCGCCCCAAACGAUGAGCCUCGGCACCAUUAGCACGCCAAUUUCCAAAAUGGUGGUGUUCAACUCGAAAAUUUACUGCGCUUUCGGCAACACUGUUCUAGUGUUCAAUCCUCAGACGCUGGAAAAGGAAAACAGUUUCGCGGUCAGCAACGAACCUAGCAAGUCGAUCUCGUGUUUGCUGGUGAGCGGGAACGCUCUGUGGGUGUCUUUGCAGAACGCAGCCAUUAUAAAAUGUUAUCAUGCGAUUUCUUUCGAAUUUCUAUGCGAGACCAACGUGGCACCGGCCGUUACUAAAAUGCUUACGAGUGGGUUCUCGAGCCUCGCAUCGAGGAAUCGGUUAAUCCAAGAUGACGUUUUAGGUUGCGACGAUAUCAUUCGUCAACAUAAGGCCGCUUGUCUUCGAGUAACCGCUUUGGUGCACUGCAAAGAUCUGUUGUGGAUCGGAACUUCGGCCGGCGUACUGCUGACAAUGCCGUUGCCGCACGUAACUCCAUCGACCACAAAGUUACAUUCAGUUCCGGCUGCCAAUGGGGUACCUCACGGCCAUACCGGACACGUGAGAAUUUUAACAUCGGUCGAGAUGCCAUAUCCCAUCAUAAGGAAAGGCACGCCGUUAAAAAAAUCGAUGAAACUCAAAUGCCACGACCAUCAUAUCGCGAAAACUACCAAGUUCUUGGUCAUAUCUGGCGGCGACGGCUACGAAGACUUCAGAACUUCGAAUAUAUCCGAAGUGGCCGGCCGUGAGGAUUCCACCAACCAUCUUCUGUUGUGGAACAUUUGAUUCGCAAGUAAACCCAGUAUAGGUUCUUUUCCGCCGCCUUUCGUUCAAGAGUAUUUAGUCUAAUUGUGGUCCAGCAGGGUAUAAAGUACAUUUCUCAAACGCCAUCUUUGAAUUCCACGGUGUUGAAAAUAUAAUAUUGCAAGUCUUUUUGUAAAAUGUUGAAUGUUGAAACCAGAUUAGUAUAUUUAUAUAUAUACACAUAUAAUAUAUAUCAGAUGUUUAAUGUUUUGAAUGGCGAGUACAACAAUAUAUAUAAAUGUUACCAUCGCAGAAACACACUUUAUGGUCAAUUAGCGAUUUUUUUAAAAAAUAUAUUUCUCUACUAUUUACAUAUCACGCAGUCAGAGAACAAAGUGAAGAUUUGUACAUAUUUAUACGAAAAAAUUGUUCCCCUACAUUUUUUGAAACGAGUCUUAUAUCAAAUGGCAGAAAUUGAAACCGACGUGUGAUUUUGAUUUAAAUGAAACCCAAAAUCGAUAAGGGUUAUUGUUAAGCUGACACUCUAUGUAUAUCAACGUUGUAUGUGGUCAAUGCAGCUUAAUCAGUAUUUGUUAUGUAUAAAAACUUGGCCUAAGGAAAGCAGGGAGGGCGAAUUUGAACUGCGUUCAAAUGAAAAUCCGCUGUGGUAAUAUUUUAAAAAGUUUUUUUACCUUUGAAUAUCCGCACUCGGCUACCUGGGCGUUGUGAUAUAUCAUCUUUUACUUACACUAUACUUAUAUAUACAUUUGUGAGGCGUUGUUUUAAAUAAUUAAAAUUAAAUAAAAAAGACAGUUUCAUCCACGUAAUUACCGCAGCGGUGAUAAACUCGGUUGUUUUGAGUGAUAAAUGCAUUUCUUAAAAUGUGUGAUAGUACUUAUAGGCAACAGUUAUAGCUGUUUUAAAUGGAUUAAAGUGUUAGUAGUGUUCCCUUUUUUUUUGUUAACUUUUUAAUUUGUGCCCAAAUUUGUCGUUCCUAUGUAAAUCAUUGCAGAUGUUCAUUGGAUUCUAUGUCAAUCGCAUGCAGUAGGUGUUAGGUUGUCCGUUUUAUUUAUUUUUUACACUCUUUCGUUGCUUCCAUUAUUUGAAUAAUUACGAUGCCGCAAAUGAAUCGUUUUGAUUAACGCGAAUAACGAAUUUUCAAUCGUUUAUUGUAAGUUCCGUCGAAUUAAUUAAGCCACAUUUAGAUUUCUAUUUGCUCAAAAUUCUUCAACAAAAUAGCAAAAGAAGCUCCUUAAUUUUAUAAAAGUCGUUA